Ilex paraguariensis (yerba mate) is the source of this 318-nucleotide messenger RNA. The record is from the annotation of a GenBank genome assembly. Lineage: Eukaryota; Viridiplantae; Streptophyta; Magnoliopsida; Aquifoliales; Aquifoliaceae.
AUGGCUUCGACUUGCAAUCGUGUGAUAGGUAGAGUUUCAUCGUCUCUCUCAUCUCUCAAAUCCGCCAUUAGUAAAACAAAGCCUUCUCGAACCUUUUCCUCCAAAGGUUCCACAACGACGUCGUCGUCUCCGCCAUUACCCGCUGUUCCUCGAUUCUCAUCGAUCACCAAGUCUCCGGUGGAGCGACUCGGAUGCGUUCAGUCUCUGUUGCCACUGCACAGUGCGGUGGCUGUAGCGAGGCUAAAUUCGCGUCUUAGUGAGCGUUCGAGGAGUUGCCGAGCUCUAUCACAUGAGCUUGGUCUAUCAGUUCCAAGGUGA